Molecule: messenger RNA, 1278 nt
Organism: Brassica oleracea var. oleracea
Lineage: Eukaryota; Viridiplantae; Streptophyta; Magnoliopsida; Brassicales; Brassicaceae
Product: transcription factor TCP1-like
Exons: 3
Coding region: 157-1221 (354 amino acids)
Biological process (GO): regulation of secondary shoot formation
Cellular component (GO): nucleus
Molecular function (GO): sequence-specific DNA binding; DNA-binding transcription factor activity
Source: RefSeq, a predicted model, not a curated record
UCAAUCGUUAACCCUGUGCUAAAAAAAGUUAUACUGUAAUUAAGUUUUGCGAGCAGAUCUUCAGCUUUUGGCUCUUGAGCUUUUUGUCUUGGUGUGAGAAUUGGACGCUUACUCUCUAUCUCUACCUCUCUUGUUUCUUGCUCCUUAAGCUCAGUGAUGUCUUCUUCCAACAAUGGUUACAAUAAUGGUAGUAACAACGGAGUGUUCCCUCUCUCUCUUUACCUUUCUUCACUCUCCGGGCAUCAAGAUAUCAUCUGUAAUCCCUACAAUCAUCAGUUAACAGCAUCACCGGGCCAAAUGGUAUCAGCAGUGCCUGAGUCUCUGAUGGAUUACAUGGCGUUUAACUCAAACAAUGUUAUGAAUCAGCAAGGUUUUGAGAUUCCUGAGGUGUCGAGAGAAAUGAAGAAGGCUGUGAAAAAAGAUAGGCAUAGCAAGAUUCACACGGCACAAGGUCUUAGAGAAAGGAGGGUAAGGCUUUCUAUUGGAAUUUCUCGCCAGUUCUUCGAUCUCCAGGAUAUGUUGGGGUUUGAUAAAGCCAGUAAAACAUUAGACUGGUUACUCAAGAAAUCAAGAAGAGCCAUCAAAGAGCUUGUCCAAGAAAAAAAGCUCAACAACAAUGUUGAAGAUUUUGGAAACGAGGGAGGUAAUGUAGUACAUGAAGAGGAUGAUUAUGAUUAUGAUGAUGAUAAUGUUGGCGAUAAUAACUUUGUGUAUGGUUUGAGCCCCUAUUCCUUCGAAGAAGAAGUGCUAUGUGAGGUCAAGAAGGCAGAGAAAAGAAAGAAGAAGACUGAAAUGAGCAACACUUCUUCAAAGGGGUCAAGAGCCAAAGCAAAAGGAAAGGCUAAGGGUUUAACAAGAGACAUGAUCAAUGAUCAUCCAGAAACCGCCUCUGAGAUCAUACAAACUGAAAUAAUGGACCCAUUCAAGAGGUCUAUAAUCUUCAAUGAAGGAGAAGAAAUGACACAUUCUUUCUACAAGGAAUCAAUCCAAGAGUCUGAUAAUCAUGAAUGUAUUACCAAGACGAAGGUCAAUCUUCCCAUGAAUAUGGAUCAAGGUUAUAAUCAACAUUAUGGGGCGUUAAUGUUGAAAGAUCAGGGUUCUAGUAGCAACUACAAUGCCAUUCUGCCUCAAAACUUGGAUUGUGACUAUAAUCCAAACCCUUUUAUUGAUCAACUCUUUUGUGGAGUCACCAACACAAAUUUCUUCAGAGGGUUCCCAUAAAUCCUGAUAAUUUCGGAGAACUAUGCAUCAAAUUCAAACAUGUAAGGCAAAUAGUCC